CACGUGAUCAACGAUGUCGUCGAUUUGAGGAUUGGAACGGGAAGUUGAAACGGGUCAAGAGAGAAUAUUAACGAGUGUUUUUUUCAUAUUAAAAAAGAAGUCUAAUCUCAAUGUCUUUUAUACUUAAGAUAUAAGAUAGAUACAGCAUAAUAAUGCGAUAAUGAUUUAUGAAAGUUGAAAAGAAUUGAAGAUUAUGAUGGCAUUAUCAUCUUGAUUUCUAGGAAAUGAUAAAAGAAUUGUAAAGAAUCUAAUUUUCAACAUCAUGAGUGAAGUAGCACCCAGUAGCUCCUUGUUUGAGCUUAAUGUGACAAUUGUUUCUGCAAAACUUCAUUCAUCAUCAUUUUUUAAACCAAAUCCUUAUGUUGAAUUAUAUGUUGAUGGAGGAGCACCAGUGAAAACUGAUUACAUUAAAAGUACUUCAUUUCCAAAGUGGGAGGAGCAUUUCCCAUUAUUGGUUACACCGUACUCCAAACUGAAUUUUAAAAUAUGUAAUCAUAGUGCUUUAAUGAAAGACAGUAUUUUGGGUGAAUGCAGUGUUGAUGUUUAUAGUGUUUUAGAAAAACAUGGUGGAAAAUUGGAUAAAUUGACUUUGCCCUUGGAAUUAAACACUCUUAGUAAGUCUGGCAGAUCUACUACGUAUCUGAUAAUUCUAUUGGACGGAAUGCAUAUAGAGUUAUCUCGUUUUCCUUCUCGCCAUUCAGAAAACACCAACACAGAAAGUAAGUUUAAUAUUUAAUUUUCAUAAAUUAAU
This is a messenger RNA of Centruroides sculpturatus (bark scorpion), 751 nucleotides long. RefSeq names its product E3 ubiquitin-protein ligase Su(dx)-like. The record is from RefSeq and is a predicted model, not a curated record. The transcript has 6 exons. Bases 263 to 736 code for a protein of 157 amino acids. NCBI's taxonomy places the organism in Eukaryota, Metazoa, Arthropoda, Arachnida, Scorpiones, Buthidae.